Molecule: messenger RNA, 399 nt
Organism: Staurois parvus
Lineage: Eukaryota; Metazoa; Chordata; Amphibia; Anura; Ranidae
Source: the annotation of a GenBank genome assembly
AUCAAGCACCUAGGCAUACAGAGUUCUUCUACAAACAUUUGUGAAAGAAUGGGUCACACUCAGAGCACCGUGCGUGGUACCAUGAUAGGUUGUCACCUGUGCAAUAAGUCCAUCCGUGAAAUUUCCUUGCUAUUAUAUAUUCUACGGUCAACUGCUAGUGGUAUUAUAACAAAGUGGAAGCAACUGGGAGCAACAGCCCCAAGUGGUAGGCCAUGUAAAAUGACAGAGCAGGGUCAGUGCAUGCUGAGGCGCACAGUGCGCAGAAGUCACCAACUGUUUUCAGAGUCAAUAGCUAAAGACCUCCAAACUUCAUGUGGCCUUCAGUUUAGCAUAACAGAGUAUAAAGAGCUUCAUGGAAUCCGCCAAGAAAGGUAUCGAACAUGUGCCUCUUAUCAUCUA